Molecule: messenger RNA, 1458 nt
Organism: Peronospora farinosa
Lineage: Eukaryota; Oomycota; Peronosporomycetes; Peronosporales; Peronosporaceae
Source: the annotation of a GenBank genome assembly
AUGGGAACCUCGCAUACCAACGCAGAGCAGCAUCUGGAUAACUACGCAUCUGCCUCUGGGUUAAUGCAACUGAGCUCAGUGGCAUUAGUAGCUGCUACUGAUGGUAACAAUUCCAGCAGCAGCAAUACCGUGUCCGAAACGGCCGAUACGUCGCUGCCUUCCGGCUGGCAACAGAUCAUUCAUGGCUCUGGUCUGCCUUGUUACGUACACAACGGACUGGGUGUCGUUUGCUGGACGCGGCCGUAUUCACUGGGGGUCGGACACUCUGGGACAUUGUCUCAGUCGGAACUCCAUCGUCUCGUUAAGCAGCACGUACCCCCGUUAAACACUUUUGCCUCAACGUCGGGUGAGGUCAUACAGAGACAGCAUUCAGACUCGACAGCUGAUUGUACUUCGUCGUCAAUGUCUGUUUCCCAAGAACCGGCUCAAUCGAAGAAGCGUAAGCUGGACGUGCUGGUGAAAGAGCAGAAGAGUAGUGACUCGCAGCCAUCAAUGACGUUAGAAGAGUUCAAGAAGCUGUCUAUAAGUGACCCUUGUGUCCUCCAAGCGUGCAUGGAACUCUCGAUAAAAACACCAGCACAAGUACUUCAGGAGUAUCAAAACCGAAAUCGUGGUGUGUCCAUUAACUACAACACGGUGCCAAUUAAUGGUGGUGGGGUAAAGCUUUUCAAAACGAUAGUAACUGCUGGUAGCACGGUUGCCGAGGGUGUUGCUUCGACAAAGAAAAUUGCGAAACAGUUAGCAGCGCAGCAGGUGCUAGCAAUACUGCAUGAACACACGGCUCAGAGAUACCACGAAGUGGCGGAAAUGUACAACAAUUCUCUGAAGUGUCAGUCAGUGAUCACCGAGUCAUCCACGUACGGACCGACGAUUCCACUUCGCAACGAUGCCAGGGGCGGACGCAACAGUGAAGAUCUUCGCCAUCAACGUGGUGGGAAUGCGUCAAAUCGGAUGCGACGUGCUCGUCGUUUGCCUCCCAAUCAGGAGUAUAAUGUUAGCGGAGGUUACCGAGAAUGUGAUGUUGAUCGACGAGGAAAUGUGCCACCCAAUUGGAGUCCAUAUAAUCAGCAAUCGAUGCAGCUUGGACCACAACAAGCAGGCUUGUGGGAUGCUAGAGGUCAGCAAAAUGAUGCUGGAAUGAUUAACGGUGGUCCUGAACGAGUAGUGGUGUACUCGACGACACCAGCUGGAUCCACAAGGGACUAUAGCGGCGGACAGUACUACAACAAUGCUCAUGUGGGUGGAAAUGUUUGGGGCCGCUACCCGAAUGCCAACCACCCCCCUAUUCAGCCGAAUCUGUCUGACAUUUAUCCUCAGCAAUACAGUGGCGGCUAUGAGAUAGGUCAGCCACCGCCUGAACAAAACAGACCGUACGGCAAUUAUCACUCGUCAGACCGUCCAAACACCUCCAUUGAACGCGUUACAGGCAAUCUACGCAACCAGAUGUCAAACCAGUGA